Messenger RNA from Solanum tuberosum (potato), 2073 nucleotides. RefSeq lists its product as uncharacterized. The coding region runs from base 207 to 1478 and encodes 423 amino acids. NCBI's taxonomy places the organism in Eukaryota, Viridiplantae, Streptophyta, Magnoliopsida, Solanales, Solanaceae. The record is from RefSeq and is a predicted model, not a curated record. The transcript is spliced from 6 exons.
UCAAAAACUCCAAAAAAUCAACAAGUCAUUGAUGCGAACCUCCAAAAACCUCAAAAACCCUAAUCAGUGAGGUUUCAGAUUUUGAUUUUUUCUCACUUCAAUUCGAAUCUCAUUUCAUAAAUCUCUCCAUUUUCAGUUGCUGAAUUUCUUCAAUUUGACAGAUUUUUAGUUUAAGCUCACCACACACACACAAAUUGGGAGUAAUAAUGUCUGGUUCUGGAAGCUUCGCGGUGUCGCGGAGCCAUGGCGCUGACCGAUUUUAUAACCCUCCGGCUAUGCGCCGGCAGCAGCAGUUACAGAAACAGCAGCAACAGCAGCAGAGGCCGCCGGUGCAAAGAGCAGCUAAAGCUGAGGCGGCUGUAGUUGCAGCUGAGGUGGGGAACCGGACGGACUCGGACGAUUCGACUAAUACUACUACAUUGUCGAAAACGCCCUCUGUAUGCUCGGCUUCACCACCAAGGCCUCCUAUAAAUGUUACCAAUUUGGAUCGUUUGAUGGAAUCUGUUACUCCCUUUGUGCCCGCCCAGCAUUUCUCUGUGGUGAAUGUAAGAGGCCGUAGAGCCAGGGAAGCAGAGCCAAAUCUAUAUUAUUGCCUUGGCGAUCUUUGGGAAGCUUUUAACGAGUGGAGUGUCUAUGGUGUGGGUGUACCAAUAUUGUUGAAUGGGAAAGAUUCAAUCAUACAAUAUUAUGUACCUUUCUUAUCCGGCAUCCAAUUGUACGUAGAUCCAUCAAAGCCAUCUUCACGUGUUAGCAGGCCUGGUGAAGAGGGUGAUGCUGAGUCAUCAAGGGAGACCAGCAGUGGUGGAAGCAGUGACUGUGAAGUGGAGAGGCGGUCCAUAUCCUCUUCUGAUGGGCUGCGGAACCAGCAUAGUCUUGUAAAUCUAAAUGCUCAACGACUAAAUAGACUGUCAUUGAGCGACAAGGCUGUCACGGUGUCAUCGAGUGAUGAAACUGAAAUUUCUAAGUCUCCUGGGCAACUCAUGUUUGAGUAUUUGGAGCAUGAGCAACCACAUCAUCGAAGACCAUUGGCUGACAAGAUAGCAGUUUUGGCAUCUCAAUUUCCAGAGCUGAAGACCUGCAGGAGCGCUGAUUUACUGCCUUCUAGUUGGAUUUCUGUAGCUUGGUAUCCAAUUUAUAGAAUACCCAUGGGUCCAACAUUGCGGGAUCUGGAUGCUUCUUUUCUAACCUUUCAUACUUUGUCCACACAAUCAAGAGCUUUGAGCACAGUUCAACCACGCUAUCAUGGUGCAACUGGUAGGAAAGUUCUUGGAAAUGUAAAUGCAUGCUCAAGAAUUUCUUUACCAGUCUUUGGUCUUGCUACAUACAAACUGAAAACCUCAAUCUUGAGUCCUGGUGGACCUCAUGAAUCCGAGCAAGAAAAUUCUCUAUUGCAAAAUGCAGACAGUUGGCUUCGGCGCUUGCACGUAAUCCUUCCUGAUUACCAGUUUUUCCGUAUGCACUAUUCUCCUUGGAAAUGACACAGCUGUUGAUGCUCCUAAUUUUCUGCUGAUCAGUGGGGAGAAGUUUAGAUUGUCAGUUCGGUUGAACAGUUUUGAGAUCUAAUACCCCAGAUUCUGACACCAAUUAAAGCUUGGUCAAAGAUCCAUAUCUCCGUUAAGCCUUCCAUUCUAGUAGUGUGGAAGGUUUUUGUUUUGAACUGAAGGAGAAAAGCUCGGACAGGCCUGAGAACUCUCAAAGAGUGAGUCUAUUUGACUCUCACAGUGGAAAAGUUGCUUCGUUGUACUUUAUGAUUGUUUACUGAAAUGUGGCAGGAAUCCUCAUCCCUUGUUACCCUGCCUGUUUUGCUUUGCUAGGGUGGCUGAAACAUUAUUAUGUUCUGUUAUGGAUAGGGAUGAUGUCUUUGUUCAGUCAGGAGCAGAAGUUCUUGACAAGUGAUAGUGAUGAAAAAUUUGGAACCUGUAUUUUGGAUUGCACAUACAGAUUGAUAGAAAUACUUCUUAUAGUUUGUCAAAUGCAUACAACCAAUAUGCUGCAUUCUUUCCUUAGAAUGUUGUGCUGUAACUCUGUUUUAGAAGAUCUUGACUUUGGUCUAUGGUACCAAGUAUUUCCGAA